GGAAGCGUCGGCGGGGCCGAGCGGGCAGCCGGAGCCGCGGCCCCCCGAGCCCGCCCGGGGCCUGCGGGAGCAGCAUGGCCGCCAGCCUGUGGAUGGGGGACCUGGAGCCAUACAUGGAUGAGAACUUCGUUUCAAGAGCCUUUGCCACCAUGGGAGAACUUGUUCUGAGUGUAAAAAUCAUCCGAAAUAGAUUGACAGGAAUUCCAGCAGGGUACUGCUUUGUAGAAUUUGCAGAUCUGGCUACUGCAGAGAAGUGUUUACACAAAAUCAAUGGAAAACCGCUUCCUGGUGCCACACCAUCAAAGCGAUUUAAACUGAACUACGCAACAUAUGGAAAACAGCCUGAUAACAGUCCAGAAUACUCACUCUUUGUGGGAGAUCUGACCCCUGAUGUGGAUGAUGGCAUGUUAUAUGAGUUUUUUGUUAAAGUUUAUCCAUCAUGUAGAGGUGGCAAAGUUGUUUUGGACCAGACUGGAGUUUCCAAAGGUUAUGGGUUUGUGAAAUUCACGGACGAGCUGGAACAGAAAAGAGCUCUGACAGAAUGCCAAGGGGCUGUGGGAUUGGGCUCUAAACCCAUACGCUUGAGUGUGGCCAUACCAAAAGCUAACCGUGUGAAGACGGUGGAGUACAAUCAGAUGUACAACUAUAAUUAUAACCAGUAUUACCAACAAUAUCAGAACUACUAUGCCCAGUGGGGAUACGACCAGAACACAGGCAGUUAUAGCUACAGCUAUCCCCAGUAUGGAUACACACAGAGCACCAUGCAGACAUAUGAAGAAGUUGGUGAGGAUGCAUUGGAAGAUCCAAUGCCUCAGAUGGACGUGACAGAAGCAAACAAACAGUUUAUGGAACAGAGUGAAGAACUCUAUGAUGCCUUGAUGGACUGUCACUGGCAGCCUUUGGACACUGUCUCUUCAGAGAUUCCAGCCAUGUUAUAGCCUCAUUGCAGAGGCAUUGUCUCUACACAACAAGCCAGCGGGCACCAGACUCCUACGCUGCCCUUGGAACCUGCAGUAGUGAAGGGAUGGCCCCUCUUCCACCCAGGUCUCGGACUCAAAGUACAGGGAGACUGUGGCAUUUCCUGUACACAAUGAGUAUUGGAGGAGCAUCGUGGUAGCUUUUAUUCAUGGUGAAAAUUAGAACUGCAACAGUUUUAUUCCUUUGGUCUCGAAAUGAACUCUUAAUACUUCUUGGGGAAUUGUAAUUUAUAAACUUUAAACAAGAUGGCACAGGGGAAAGACUCUUCUCCAAUAUACAAUAAAAAAAAAUUGGUCUUUUAAGUAAAAUUAUCCUUUGCAUUUUG
Messenger RNA from Gopherus evgoodei (Goodes thornscrub tortoise), 1303 nucleotides. It is a transcript of the gene TRNAU1AP, whose product is annotated as tRNA selenocysteine 1 associated protein 1. NCBI's taxonomy places the organism in Eukaryota, Metazoa, Chordata, Testudines, Testudinidae. Gene Ontology annotation, biological process: selenocysteine incorporation. Gene Ontology annotation, molecular function: tRNA binding. Gene Ontology annotation, cellular component: nucleus. The transcript has 9 exons. The coding region runs from base 75 to 938 and encodes 287 amino acids. The record is from RefSeq and is a predicted model, not a curated record.